ACUGCUAUUAUUACAGUGCCUAUAUUCCACGUCCACAAAUGUUGCCACAUUGAUACUGCUAUUAUAACAGUUCUUAUAUUCCAUGUCCACAGAUGCAGCCAUGCUGACAGUACCAUAGUAACAGGACUGGAUUUACUUCUGGACUAAUGAUGAAGGGUCUGCUGACCGUCAUGCUACUGGUGUUGGUCAUCAGGGAAGCUCUAACCUCCAUCCCUUGUCACGUCUCCUACCACAAAGACGGUGCGCACGUGGACUGUAGAAACCGAAGUUUGACCAGAGUUCCAAAUAAUCUUCCUGGGAACACUUCAUAUCUCGACCUCAGCUUUAAUAAUAUUACAACCUUGAACAAUUAUUCUUUCAAUGGUUUAGCAAAUGUUGAAAAAUUACUGCUUGAAUCUAGCGGGAUUCGUGUCUUAGAAGUCAACAGCUUCAAAGGUCUGUCUUCAUUGAUGGAGUUGUCUCUCAGUUACAACAAUCUACCACCAUCAGCCUACCCUAUUGGAGUCUUCAGGCGUCUUCUCAAACUCACCAGGCUGAAGUUGCAGGAUGACCUCAGAACAACGGAGGUCAUCUCAUUUCCAGAUAAAGCACUUGCAGACUUGGUAAAUUUAAAAGAAUUGUGGCUAGCCUCUCCGCCUGAACCUGUCUUCGGGCCAGGAUUCGCUAAACUCAGACAUCUUGAAUGUCUUUACUUCAACACAAGAGCGUGUCAACUUACAACCCUCAGGAAUGGCACAUUUCAGUCCUUCAAGGAUACGCCUUUGAGGAAGCUAUACAUCACUGGUUGUCUUCUUACAACCCUCGAAGCUGGUACCUUUGAGAACCUUCCGCACCUCAGAGUUUUAUACAUAAAGAAGGCGAGGUCUAUUGGCCUAAAGCCAGCCUUAAGAUCACUCUAUGGCCUUGUUGGGAAGACAAUGUCGCUUAUCACCUUCUCUGCGGUUGGGCUAGGGAUGGGUGAGAAUAGUAUGUCUAAGUUGAAAAACAACGAAACACUUGUCCUCACGAAAGGUAUGAUGACAUAUCUAAACCAAAUAUGUGUAGAAAAGAUAGACCUAAGUCAAAAUAGAAUCGUCAUGGUGGAGGCGGAUGCUUUAGAUCUCUGUGAUACAUGUUCAUUAAAAAAAUGUUUAAAAUACUUAGAUGCCUCUGGAAACAUGAUCGUAGGCGAGCUAUCUGUGGCUGGAAAAUUACUUUUCUUUGGAGAAUUAGAAGUCAUGGAUGUAUCAUAUCCGGCAGUUUCGUACCACGGGGCCCAAAGAAGAAAACUACUGUCAGCACAUGCCCAUGCACCCACUGACCUCAAGGCCAAACCUUCACUGAUGAUCCUUCUGCCUCCUUCAAUCCGUUCUCUAAAUGUAUCUGGUACGUACCUAUACGGUCGUCUGAGCGCACAUUUCAGUUCAAUGCACAUUAUAUCUCACAACCCAAACUUUACUGAACUAGUGGCUGAAGAUUCAGACAUCUUGGAAGGAAUUCGCCUCUACGGAGCAGCCACGCUAAAGUCUCUGGAUCUCUCUGGUGCCGACCUACGGUACAUCCCCUCUGACAUGUUUCACAGUCUGCUGAAUCUCGAAGUCCUAAAAUUAAAAGACACCAAGUUGGAUCUGACCAGAUCAGACUAUCAAACCCUUUUCGAACCUUUGACACAGCUGACAUAUUUGGAUUUAUCCGGAAAUAUGAAACCUUAUAUUAAUGAAAAUAUUUUCACUAAUCUGAGCAGUGUAACACAUCUGAGACUCUCCAACAACGGACUAACUGAUAUCCCGUCUUCUGUCAAAUGUUUAACACGUCUACAACAUCUUGACCUAUCAGACAACUUGAUCAGUCAAUUUCAACCCAGCACGCGACAGAGUUUAGACGACAUACAGCAGUUAUCUCCCCGUUUACGUGUGUCUUUGCGAGGAAAUACCUUAGCCUGUGGUUGCAAUAGUGUUGCCUUCAUUGAAUGGUUGAUGAUGACGGACGUUGUGUUCGAUGACGUGCAGAUGUAUAGAUGUAUAGAUGAAGCGGGCACACUGGGCCCAUUGAUGCUGGACUGGACUCACUUACAACACCCUCUGGCGUGA
Haliotis rubra (blacklip abalone) is the source of this 2069-nucleotide messenger RNA. RefSeq names its product leucine-rich repeat-containing G-protein coupled receptor 5-like. The transcript has a single exon. The record is from RefSeq and is a predicted model, not a curated record. Lineage: Eukaryota; Metazoa; Mollusca; Gastropoda; Lepetellida; Haliotidae. Gene Ontology annotation, molecular function: protein binding. The coding region runs from base 147 to 2069 and encodes 640 amino acids.